GGGGCGGCGGCGUUUGAAAGCGCCGCGAGGGGGGGCGGCGCCAACGGCCGCUGAGGUGAGGGCGCGGGGGGGCGGCGGGGAGGGGCGGCCGCAGGAGCGGGCCAUGGCGCACAAACAGAUCUACUACUCCGACAAGUACGACGAUGAGGAGUUCGAGUACCGGCACGUGAUGCUGCCCAAGGACAUCGCGAAGCUGGUGCCCAAGACCCACCUGCUCUCGGAGUCGGAGUGGCGGAACCUGGGCGUGCAGCAGAGCCAGGGCUGGGUGCACUACAUGAUCCACGAGCCAGAGCCGCACAUCCUGCUCUUCCGCCGGCCGCUGCCCAAGAAGCCGGAGAAGUGAGAGGCCCCCGGCCCGAGCAGAGCCAGCACCUUCCUCCUCAGCAUCACCCUCGGGGAGUUUUGCCCCACGCCUCCCGGCGCUACCCGGGCGCUUC
Pezoporus flaviventris is the source of this 437-nucleotide messenger RNA. It is a transcript of the gene CKS1B, whose product is annotated as CDC28 protein kinase regulatory subunit 1B. The record is from RefSeq and is a predicted model, not a curated record. Gene Ontology annotation, cellular component: cyclin-dependent protein kinase holoenzyme complex; SCF ubiquitin ligase complex. The transcript has 3 exons. Lineage: Eukaryota; Metazoa; Chordata; Aves; Psittaciformes; Psittacidae. Gene Ontology annotation, biological process: regulation of mitotic cell cycle. Bases 104 to 343 code for a protein of 79 amino acids. Gene Ontology annotation, molecular function: protein kinase binding; histone binding; cyclin-dependent protein serine/threonine kinase activator activity.